AUGGGUAUCUGGUUGCCUAGGAUUGUUCCUGUUACGCAGAUAAUCUUCCGAGCACGUGUAACUUCAGAGCCAGCUGGUGUACCCAAAGGCCACUUUGCUGUUUACGUUGGAGAGAUUCAAAAGAAACGAUUUGUGGUUCCAAUAUCAUACUUGGAUCAUCCUACAUUUCAAAUUUUGCUAAGUCAGGCUGAAGAAGAGUUUGGGUAUGAUCAUCCAAUGGGUGGUCUCACAAUCCCAUGCAGAGAAGAAGCCUUCAUUGAUCGCAUGUGUGGUUUGAAUGCCUCGUAA
Messenger RNA from Camellia sinensis, 288 nucleotides. NCBI's taxonomy places the organism in Eukaryota, Viridiplantae, Streptophyta, Magnoliopsida, Ericales, Theaceae. The record is from RefSeq and is a predicted model, not a curated record.